AUGAUUAAUAAUCCUAAAGUAGACAGUUUGGCGGAGAAAUCCAAGGCUACCGUUUCUAAGCAUCCGGAGCAGGUGGCUUUGCCGGAGCUGGCUCCGGCAAAGCCUGCGCCUAGACAGCAGUACCCGAUCACGUUCAACCUGACCUCUAACUCGCCAUUCCGUCUCGUUGACCGCCAGCAUUAUUUGCAGGACCAGGACCUUUACAAGUGCGCCUCCAGGGACUCGUUGUCCUCCUUGCAGCAGCUUGCCCACACGGCCAACGGUUCCAUCAGGAAGAAGUACAUAGUUGAGGACCAGUCCCCGUACUGGCCCGAAGAUCCCGUCGCGGCAAUCCCCUCUCUCAACCACACGACCUGCACGAACUAUUUGAGGCCAAGGAUGCAGUUCACGGGCUACCAGAUUUCGGGCUACAAAAGAUACCAGGUUACGGUGAACUUGAAAACGGUCGACUUUCCAACAGGCCGCAGCACGUCGUUGUCGCCUCACCUAUCCGGGUUUUUGUCAAUAAGAGGCCUCACCAACCAACACCCGGAGAUUAGCACGUAUUUUGAAGCUUACGCAGUGACUCACAAAGAGUUAGCCUUCUUGUCUUCUAGCUGGAAGGACGAGCCAGUGCUAAACGAAUACAAGGCUACGGACCAAACCGACUUGGAACACUGGAUAAAUUUCCCCUCUUUCAGACAGCUUUUCCUAAUGAGUCAAAAGAAUACCGCCAACCCAACUGACAGCAACACCGCAGAAAAUACCGGUAAGAACCAGCAACAACAACAGUUACCCACUACAUCGAGCACGGAUGCAAAUAACAUCUCAAGAAUUUUCAGUCAAGAGAAACAGUUCGGCGACUACCUAGACGAGAGAUUCAUAUUCAUGAAAUGGAAGGAAAAAUUUUUGGUCCCGGACGCUUUGUUGAUGGAAGGCGUAGACGGUGCGUCUUACGAUGGGUUUUACUACAUUGUCCAUGAUCAAGUCACUGGUAACAUUCAAGGGUUCUACUAUCACCAAGACGCGGAAAAAUUCCAGCAACUGGAGCUGGUACCUUCAAUGAAAAACAAAGUCGAAUCCAGCGAUUGCUCUUUUGAAUUUGCUUGA
This is a messenger RNA of Saccharomyces eubayanus, 1089 nucleotides long. RefSeq names its product glucose-induced degradation complex subunit VID24 (gene VID24). Bases 1 to 1089 code for a protein of 362 amino acids. The transcript has a single exon. The record is from RefSeq and is a predicted model, not a curated record. Gene Ontology annotation, cellular component: GID complex; extrinsic component of membrane. Gene Ontology annotation, biological process: proteasome-mediated ubiquitin-dependent protein catabolic process; protein targeting to vacuole; negative regulation of gluconeogenesis. NCBI's taxonomy places the organism in Eukaryota, Fungi, Ascomycota, Saccharomycetes, Saccharomycetales, Saccharomycetaceae.